Molecule: messenger RNA, 3120 nt
Organism: Alexandromys fortis (reed vole)
Lineage: Eukaryota; Metazoa; Chordata; Mammalia; Rodentia; Cricetidae
Gene: Twsg1
Product: twisted gastrulation BMP signaling modulator 1
Exons: 5
Coding region: 151-819 (222 amino acids)
Biological process (GO): regulation of BMP signaling pathway
Source: RefSeq, a predicted model, not a curated record
GCGGACGGGCAGGCGGGGAGAGGCCGGGGGGCGGGCGGGCCUGUGUGUUGGCGGCGCCGGAGCUCGCGGGAGCGGCUUGGAAGCUGGGCCGCCGGGAGGAGGCCGCGGCCACGCUUCCUGACAGUUACUGAGGGGCUUCUUUGAAGAACCAUGAAGUCACACUAUGUUGUGCUAACCCUAGCCUCCCUGGUGUUCCUGGCGAGCCUCCCUGUGUCACAGAGCUGUAACAAAGCCCUCUGUGCUAGCGAUGUGAGCAAGUGCCUCAUUCAGGAGCUCUGCCAGUGCCGGCCGGGAGAAGGAAGCUGCCCGUGCUGUAAGGAGUGCAUGCUGUGCCUUGGGGCGCUGUGGGAUGAGUGCUGCGACUGUGUGGGCAUGUGUAACCCUCGGAAUUACAGCGACACACCUCCCACCUCAAAGAGCACAGUGGAGGAGCUGCAUGAGCCCAUCCCCUCCCUGUUCAGGGCGCUCACGGAGGGGGACACCCAACUGAACUGGAACAUCGUCUCCUUCCCUGUGGCAGAGGAGCUCUCACACCAUGAAAAUUUAGUGUCCUUUUUAGAAACUGUGAACCAGCCGCACCACCAAAAUGUGUCUGUUCCCAGCAACAAUGUUCACGCUCCUUAUCCCAACGACAAAGAGCACAUGUGCACUGUGGUUUACUUUGAUGACUGCAUGUCCAUACAUCAGUGUAAAAUAUCCUGCGAGUCCAUGGGAGCGUCCAAAUACCGCUGGUUUCAUAACGCCUGCUGUGAGUGCAUCGGUCCAGAGUGUAUCGACUACGGCAGUAAGACAGUCAAGUGUAUGAACUGCAUGUUCUAAAGAAGGGAAAGGAACGCAAUCCAAAGCAGCUUAGUUUCUAGGAGGACAUGAAAAUUACUCAGUAAGUCAUGAAGUGUGCAAAGUCUUGAGUCAGGUAUGCUAAGAACAUACUAAAUUAUGUUGUUAUAACUGUACCUUUUCUGUUUGUUGCCUAUUAGUGUAUGUCUUUUCCAUGGGAACAGUAGAACUCUAGUCCUAUGAGAAUGGGGUACAGAGGAGUUGUGGAAGAGCUGUAGUUCUGACAGAAGGUCUGGUGCCUUUGGUUACCAGGAGCUGUGGCUUUCAACUACCAGCCUCAAGUCCAUCAGGUCUCUGUCCUUACACCUUUCCUAACCGUGCCUUGGAUUGCUUAUCUGUUUUAUAUAAAGAGAGUAAAUAUUGCAGCUCACAUUCAAGCCACUGUAAAAGCUUAAUGGUUAUCUUACAUGGUUUUAGAAAGUAAAUAUUUACUAUAUUUUACAGCAGAAAACUUUUCCCUAGGGCCAGUGAGCUGACUCGGUGGGUAAAAGUGUUUGCUGCCAUGCCUGAUGACCUGAGCUUGAUCCCUAGCACCAGAGCCCAUACAGUGGAGGAGAGAACCAACAGACCUCCAUACAUGCACAAUAACAUGCAUGCAUAUGCACACAGGCACACACACACUAAGUAAAUGUUUAAGAGAACUUUAAACCUCUCACGUGGUGAGAUCUGUCCUACAGCACUCAUGCCGACGGUGACUUAGCCGUGGUCUUGCACUCCCCCACCCACAGUGCUGAUGUAUAGGCAGUUGAAUCAUCUCUACCAAGAAUUGCGGCACACCCUUGAAACUCCACUAAACGCACUGUGAGGAUCUGGGUGCAGAAGAAGCCAGAGAAAGAGCAGCCAGGCUGUAUGUAGGUCAUGUGAUGCCACAUCAGGCACCAGGAAGCAGCUGUCCUUUACCAGCUGCACAGCAGAGGUGAGAGUGAGGUGCACCAGGAGAAGGGUCAGGCUCGGCACCAGCAAACCAGCCAGCUUCUCCAGCACACAGACCGCAGGCUCGGCACCAGCAAACCAGCCAGCUUCUCCAGCACACAGACCGCAGGCUCGGCACCAGCAAACCAGCCAGCUUCUCCAGCACACAGACCGCAGGCUCGGCACCAGCAAACCAGCCAGCUUCUCCAGCACAUAAGCAUAGGCUCGGCACCAGCAAACCAGCCAGCUUCUCCAGCACACAGACUGCGGGCUCGGCACCAGCAAACCAGCCAGCUUCUCCAGCACGUGGGGUUGCAGAGGGUUGAAGAGGAAUUUACAGACGUGAACAGAGAAGGGCGAGAUUGUUGGGAACUCUUAGGAUCUACCUUAAGACCAUUUAUAGUCGCUGUUUUUGUUACUUUGUAAUGUCUAUAUUUGUUUCUGGAUAUCUGAAUCUAACAUUCUUAUUAAAUAAGCAUCAUAUUUUGGAAGCUGUAUUUCUAAAAGUGGAGAGGCAAAUCUGUUUAAUAUGUUUACUCCUACUUAUUACAGAAUUAUCUAAUUAGCUUCUUAUGUAGUGUUUCUAGAGACAAGUUGAAAUACUACAUACUCUUCAUAGAAAUAAAAUCCUCACUUUCAAGCAUGAUUCUAAAACAAAUAUUUAAAAUACACAGGCUCGUUUUAAUGAAAUUGCUAUUUUUUGCUAGUGCAGAUCUGAAUUAAAAGUAACUUUUUAGGAAUAAUCUUUAUAUGUCUAUAUAUUUUAGUACAUAAAAUAGAAAAUGCUCUUAAACACAUUUUGCAUUCUUAUUUGAAUAGUAGUUAACUACAAGAUUGUGAUAUUACAUAAGGCUCCCCACUAUAAAACCUGUUCUUUCCCAUGGCUGAAGAGCACUGCAGGUCCGCAGCCUUCUAACGACACGCGUCCUCUCACUCUCAUGGCAGUGCCUCUGUUUCAGCCUUGGGAACGGCUUAGCUCCUUUCAUAGCUCCCACACUGCCGGGGUUUUCUUGACAGAAGGAGGGGCUUUGAAGGACUGCAGCUUGUGCUCCAUCUUGUCUUCCUAAUUGUCGAGAAAGUCAUGCCUAUGAAUGGGAAUGCUCUGAUGGCUGCAGGCAGUUUGCCUUCAAGUUUCCUUUUUUGGUUUGUUUGUUGUUUUUGUUUUGUUUUGAAACAGGGUCUCUAUGAAGCCCUGGCUGGCCUCGAACUUGCUACAGACCAGGCUGACUGUCCUCAUGCUUUCUUAUGGUGGCCACAAGCAUUGUUAACGUAUAUCAUUACCUUUUUAAAAAUCUUUUCAUUAUCAAAUUUUAAAAUGUCGUAUGUCUUUUUUACCCCAUACAUUUCUCUGUGGACAGUUUCUUAAACCAA